Molecule: messenger RNA, 1443 nt
Organism: Oncorhynchus masou masou (cherry salmon)
Lineage: Eukaryota; Metazoa; Chordata; Actinopteri; Salmoniformes; Salmonidae
Product: DDB1- and CUL4-associated factor 5-like
Exons: 7
Coding region: 203-1132 (309 amino acids)
Cellular component (GO): cytoplasm; Cul4-RING E3 ubiquitin ligase complex
Molecular function (GO): protein binding
Source: RefSeq, a predicted model, not a curated record
GGAAGCGACUGCUACAGAGCGCGCGCGGGAGGGGGGACCUGCAAUCAACGACGACAUCAACAGCACUGCGGCUCGGGAAAGCUUCACCAUCAUGCAGCUUCGAGACAGAACGAUUGCAGAUAUACACUUCUAUAAUAGCUGGAUAUAAUCGUGUGGCUGUGCAUUGUGCAACAUUUUUAAAUCAAAUAAAAAUCCAAAUUGGAUGAGGAAUCGCAAACUGGCUAGUCUAACUGCUCCAGGAAAAAUGAAGGAAGUGAAGGGUUGCGGUAUGCGAUCCUCCGUGGGCUUUCUGUCCCAGAGAAGGCUCUUCGGUAACCCGCUGAUGAAGGAAGAAUUUCAGAGACUCCGGUUGGCAGGAUGCACGAGCCUUUACAAGAAAGACAUGCUGGGACACUUCGGGUGUGUAAACGCCAUAGAGUUUUCCAACAAUGGAGGAGAAUACCUUGUGUCCGGAGGGGAUGACCGCAGGGUGUUACUAUGGAACAUGGAGAGAGCACUUCCCAUCUCCCUCCUCCCCAAGCCUCUCCCUCUGAAGGGAGAACACCUCUCCAACAUCUUCUGUCUGGCAUUUGACAGCACCAACAAAAGGGUGUUUUCUGGGGGCAACGAUGAACAAGUCAUCCUUCACGAUGUAGAACGAGGCGAGACUCUGAACGUGUUCCUUCACGACGAUGCAGUGUACGGCCUGUCGGUCAGCCCCGUUAACGACAACGUGUUCGCCAGCUCCUCUGACGACGGACGGGUCCUCAUCUGGGACACACGGGAGCGGCCACACGGAGAGCCCUUCUGUCUGGCCAACUACCCGUCAGCCUUCCACAGUGUGAUGUUCAACCCGGCAGAGCCCCGACUGCUGGCUACAGCCAACUCCAAGGAGGGGGUGGGGCUGUGGGACAUCCGCAAACCUCGCACUUCUCUGCUGCGGUACGGUGGUAGCAUGUCCCUGCAGAGUGCCAUGUCGGUGCGUUUUAACAGCGCAGGGACCCAGCUCCUGGCCCUGCGUCGCAGGCUACCCCCGGUCCUCUACGAGCUACACUCUCGCCUACCCAGCUUCCAGUUCGACAACCAGGGCUACUUCAACUCCUGUACCAUGAAGAGCUGCUGCUUCGCUGGAGACAAGGAUCAGGUGAGGUAAACCCUGUCGUUCGGGUAAGAAGGUGUCUGAGGUACUGGAUCGGGCCUGGCGCCGACGGUCAAAGCCGCACAAAGUUGCUUAGGUCACUCGUUUUGCCCAUUCUAAUAUUUUCUAUAGCAAGCCACACUCUUUAGGAAGGGGAUGGUGUACCUAAUAUUUAGACCGGUGAGCUGUGUGUGUGUAUACACUACUUGACCAAAAGUAUGUGGACAGCCGCUUGUAGAACAUCUCAGUCCAAAAUCAUGGGCAUUAAUAUGGAGUUGGUCCCCCCUUUGCUGCUAUAACAGCCUCCACUCUUCUGGGAAGGCUUU